AUGAUGAUGUUUAUUGAGUCGGGUAUCAGAGGUGGUAUUAGCCAGUUUUGUAACCGUUAUGCUAAAGCGAACAAUCCCUAUAUGGAUCAGUUCGAUCCUGCCCAAGACGCCCAAUAUAUUAUGUAUUUUGACGCGAAUCAUUUAUAUGGUUGGGCAAUGGCACAAACGCUACCAAUUGGCGGUUUUAAGUGUAAUGCCAACCCAGACGAGACCAUUGAUUUCAACAUACCUGACGACUCUUCAGUCGGGUACAUGUUGGAGGUCGAUCUCGAAUAUCUCGAGAUCCUCCACGAUUCUCAAGACAUGCCGUUUUGCGCAGUUAAUGCAAAACCUCCCAUGUCUAAGCAGGAGAAAUUACUCACAACUCUCCUGCCUAAAGAGAAUCGUGCAAUAUUCGAUGAAGACCUUGUGGGCAUUAAAGCAGGAGUCCUCAAAAAGUCUAUUCAAUUUGACGAUUACGUUGAGUGUCUGCGCAAUUUUAAGAUUCAGGCUAGAACCCAAUACAACAUUAGGUCACGGUUACAUGAUUUAGAAACAGUUAAACGAGUUAAAGUAGCAUUGAGUCCGCAUGAUGAUAAAAGUUAUCAGUACUGUGGUCCAGGUACUAAGUUAAUAAAGCGUUUAGUACGAGGUGAUACAGGUAUAAAUCCAUUAGAAGAAGCUUGUAAAGAGCAUGAUAAUGCAUAUUUAGAAAAUCAUAAUAACGUUCAAGCAAGAAACGCUGCUAAUAAGAUAUUUGCUGAUAAGGCGUGGCAACGAGUUUUGGGAAGCGAUUCCAGUGUAGGUGAAAAAGAUGCUGCUUUAGCUAUAUCUGGUACAUUGAAGGUCAAAUCAAAAUUAGAUAUGGAAAUGAGAAGAAAGAAGACAUCUAAAAAUAAGAAGAUACAAACAGUAUUAAGAAAAAUUAUUGAUGCUGCUAGACAUUCCAUUAUUCCAGGAAAUGAUGCUCAUUCUACAAUCAAAGCUGCAGUUGAAAAUGCUCGAAAAGCUAUUAGAAGAGCAGGUGGUAGAAAACAGUUUAUUAAAAGAGAAAACGUGUUUUUGCACGCCGGACCCGCUUUACAAACAGAUAUCGCUCUUGUCCUCCUAAACUGGCGAAGACACAGGAUCGUUUCCACAGCAGACAUAGUUAAAAUGUUUCGCAAAAUCCUUGUUCACCCAAAAGACCGCGAUCUUCAACGAAUUCUUUUGCGACCGAGUGCGGAAAUGCCAAUUGAGGAAUAUCGACUUUUCACAGUUACAUAUGGUACGGCAUGUGCGCCUUUUGUCGCCAUCCGCACUCUGAAACAACUCGUAAUUGACGAAGGCGCUCAAUUCCCUCUUGGAGCCGAAUGUUUACAAGAAAACACAUACGUGGAUGACAUCUUUGAUGGCGACGAAGACGUCCUGCAAGCUGAAAAAAAACGAAACCAGGUGGUCGAUUUGUGUGCAAAGGGGAACCUCAAAUUGGAUAAGUGGGCAACGAAUCACCCUAAACUUCUCCCUUCAUCCUGUGAACCAUCAUCAUCGAAAAUCAUCGAUCAGAACUCAAUUUUCAAAACGCUAGGGAUACUUUGGGAUUCAAAUGAUGACCAUUUCACCUUUAACAUCGUUCAAGAAACACUUUCCCCUCGAGAGGUGUCAAAAAGAACGAUAUCCUCGUGCAUAGCGCGAUUGUAUGAUCCCUUGAGCUGGCUCUCUCCCAUAACCGUAGUUGCCAAGAUAAUGCUCCAAGAGAUACUAUCAAUCUCUAGCUGCACUAUCGAGUGUCAAGAUCCCACGCUGGAACUUUGCGGAGCUGUUCUUCUCACCAGGCUGUUGCAGCACGUCAGAAAAUUAUUCCACUUUAAGGAUGCGACUGUGACAGCUUGGUGUGACAGUCAAGUCACCCUUGCAUGGAUAAAUCAGCAUCCAUCAAGAUGGAAGACCUUUGUGGCUAACCGUGUCUCAUACAUUCAAACCGAGCUGCCCUCGGCUGUUUGGCGACACGUUCCUAACCAUGGAAAUCCCGCAGAUCUCGCAACGAGAGGUCUUCUUGCAGAAGCACUUCAAGACAACCAACUUUGGUGGAAGGGCCCGCAAUGGCUUUCCCUACCUCCCAAUAACUGGCCUUCCCAACACCAAGGCUCUGAAAUCGACAAUUCGGAAGUACAAUCCUUUUUGGCCGUUAAUCCUGAAAUCAACGACGAAAUUCUCUCACGAUUUUCCUCUCUACAACGACUCUUUCGAGUAGUCGCUUACUGCCUCCGUGUUUACAGAACCUUUAAGGUAAAAGCUUCCGGAGAUUCUGUUAAAAAUAUUGCUCUUUCAGCCUCGGAAUUAGAAUCAUCCAAAAAAAGGAUUCUAACGAUAGCGCAAACUAAAGCAUUCGCCGAGGACAUUGCUGAACUGAAAAAAGGGAAAUCCGUUCCCAAAAACAGCGUGAUCCGAGACCUUAAUCCCUUUCUCGACGAAGAGGGAGUGUUACGCAUUUGGCUCAUAAAGUUUCACGUCACGGAGUCAUCGAGUCAACCCGCGUUUCCCUUCCCAAUUGAUGGGCGAUCUGCCAUCGCCAAGAACAGAACCGGCUCGCCCAUUUCCGAUUUCGGGCCUAGACUACGCGGUGCCUUUCCAACUACGGACCACAAAGGAACGAGUUUUAAAUCCUACAAAGGUUACAUCGUCGUCUUCGUUUGUUUCGCUACUAAGGCGAUUCACCUUGAGGCAGUAAGCGACAUGACGUCUGCAACUUUCCUAGCUGCUUAUCGAAGAUUCACUGGACGAAGAGGUUUAUGUCGACAAAUAUUCAGCGACAAUGGGACAACUUUCCAAGGAGCCGAUAAGGAGCUGCGAUCUAUGUUCAAAAGGGGAUCUGCGUUCUACUCCUAUAUUGCAGGCACACUGGCAAACGAUGGUACCGACUGGCGCUUCAUCCCUCCAAAUUCGCCUCACUUUGGUGGAUUGUGGGAGGCUGGUGUGAAAUCGGCAAAACACCACCUGACUCGAAUGAUGCUUUCUCGGUCAUUCACCUUUGAAGAGUUCAGCACACUCCUCGUCGAGAUUGAAGCCUGCUUGAACUCAAGACCCCUGUGCGACAUGUCUACAGAUCCCGAAGAACUCAACGCUCUAACACCAACACAUUUCCUCAUAGGAAGUACAUUAGCGAUACUCCCCGAUGAGGAACCACCGAAAGUUCCAGUAAAUCGACUCGAACGUUAUCAACUCCUUCAAAAAAUCAGAAACAAAUUCUGGAGAAAAUGGUCCCAGGAAUAUCUCCAGUCAUUACAAGCUCGAGGAAAAUGGCAGCAAUCCUCAGAAAAUCUCUCCGUGGGACAACUGGUCCUCAUCCGGGAUGAUCGAUAUCCUCCAACGAAAUGGCCCCUAGGAAAGAUUAUCGAAGUUCACCCAGGAUCUGACGGAAAAGUCAGAGUGGUGACAGUAAAAACAACUCAUGGAACAUAUCGCCGUCCGAUCGUACGACUUAGUCCAUUACCAUCGCCCACCUAA
This is a messenger RNA of Leptopilina boulardi, 3465 nucleotides long. RefSeq lists its product as uncharacterized. The coding region runs from base 1 to 3465 and encodes 1154 amino acids. The record is from RefSeq and is a predicted model, not a curated record. Gene Ontology annotation, molecular function: nucleic acid binding. The transcript is spliced from 6 exons. NCBI's taxonomy places the organism in Eukaryota, Metazoa, Arthropoda, Insecta, Hymenoptera, Figitidae. Gene Ontology annotation, biological process: DNA integration.